AUGCCGUCCGCCGGGGCCGUCCCCUUCACGGCCCUUCUUCUCCUCGCCGUCUUCUCCGCCGAGGAGCAGCCGUUCAAAGGCCUCGUGCCCGAGAGCCGGAGCGGGGCCUUGGCCGGCAACAACGUCACCGCUGCGGCCGGCGCGGCGGCCAUGUGCUACCGAAGGGGCGGCGCCGACGAAGAGGCCAACCCGGGCAAGACGGUCCUCGACGUGUCCCCGCUCGCCGUGUGCCCUUCUCCUGCAGAUGAGAAGGGUCUGAGCGGGCGAGCAAAGGCAUGGUGCUGCUGGGGCCUCGCCGUGGCGAUGACGAUGGUCGUGUUCGUUGUGUGGCCAGAGACGUUCAUCGUAUCGCCCAUCGACCCCAUGUUGACCGGUGUUGACGCGUCGGUGGUCGACGGCGACGGCGACGGCCACCGCGAGCUCUUCGACUGCGCCAUCUGCAUGGAGACGGUGCCUGGCACCCUCAAGUUCAGCGUGGGCUCGUGCGGCCACGCCUUCUGCUCGGGCUGCGUCGCCCAGUACGUCGCGGCUAAGCUGGGCGAGAACGUCGCCCGCGUCAAAUGCCCCGACCCCGGCUGCAAGGAGGGCGCCGUCGAGCCGGAGAGCUGCAUGGGCAUCAUCUCCUCGGACCUGCUCGACAAGUGGGGCUUCCUACUGUGCGAGUCUUUGCUCGGCGCCAAAAGGGUGUACUGCCCGUACAAGGAAUGCUCGGCGCCUCUUCUCGCCGAUGGUGAGGCCGGUGCGGCAGCGAUCGUGGAGGCCGAGUGCCCGCAUUGCCACAGGCUGUUCUGCGCCCGGUGCGUCGCUCCGUGGCACGCCGGGGUCGGGUGCAGGGAGUUUCAGGAGCUCGGGCAGGACGAGCGCGGCCGGGAGGACCUCCUGCUGAGGAGGCUCGCCGGACGGCAGAGGUGGCAGCGGUGCCCCAAGUGCAGGAUGUACGUGGAGAAAUCGGAAGGAUGCAACUACAUCAAAUGCAGGUGUGGAAGCAGCUUCUGCUACAGAUGUGCAUCCAAGGUGUCCGCGCUAACCCAUUACUGCAACAAGUGCAAGCGGUAG
Molecule: messenger RNA, 1056 nt
Organism: Triticum urartu
Lineage: Eukaryota; Viridiplantae; Streptophyta; Magnoliopsida; Poales; Poaceae
Biological process (GO): protein ubiquitination
Molecular function (GO): zinc ion binding; ubiquitin-protein transferase activity
Source: RefSeq, a predicted model, not a curated record